Molecule: messenger RNA, 5846 nt
Organism: Boleophthalmus pectinirostris (great blue-spotted mudskipper)
Lineage: Eukaryota; Metazoa; Chordata; Actinopteri; Gobiiformes; Gobiidae
Gene: add3a
Product: adducin 3 (gamma) a
Exons: 15
Coding region: 403-2445 (680 amino acids)
Biological process (GO): barbed-end actin filament capping
Cellular component (GO): postsynaptic density; cytoskeleton; plasma membrane
Molecular function (GO): actin filament binding
Source: RefSeq, a predicted model, not a curated record
GUCACGUGGUUCCUUUAGCUUCUUUUCUACACAAACACACACAGAUCGGCUACAGCUCCUAACACACUCACAGCUGUUGAUACAUAUCUGCACAACACAGCGGAGCUCACUUGAUUCUGGGAAUCUCAGUCUGCUGGCGGCACCUCUCCCUUAAAAGGAGCUAAUACAUGUAAAACACCUGGACGGACUAGUUUUGUGACUUUCCCUUCUCUUUCCUGCUCCCUCUUUUUCCUGGGUUCUUUCUGUUCUGGUAUCCAACCAUCAAUAGAACAGAAGAGACAUGUGUUUUGCUAUGGACGCCUACUACUACUGCCUGCUGUCUCCCAUUCACUGAGGAGGAAGUAAUCUGAAUACGGUGAUCUACAGAAAAGCAGCCAUAGACUACAUCAGGCUGAAGCCAGUAUGAGCACAAACAGUCACCAGGAGGUGGUCACGACCCCUCCUCCCGCCUCAGGCACCAAGGAGCGCUACUUCGACCGCAUUGAUGUGAAUGACCCUGAGUACAUCAGAGCCAGGAACAUGUCUCCAGACCUACGGCAAGACUUCAACAUCUUGGAGCAGAAGAAACGCGUGACACAGAUCCUGCAGAGCCCUGCAUUCAAAGAGGAGCUGGAGAGCCUGAUCACGGAGCAGCAGAGGAAAGGCAGUGUCCCGUCUGGGCUGCUGGCUCUCAGACAGAUCGCAGACUUCUUCAUGACCAGCUCUGUGGCUGGGUUCAACACCUCCCCUCUCAGUCUGGGAAUGGUGACACCCAUCAAUGACUUGUACGGAGCGGACUUGUCUGCGAUGGUGAAGGGGGAGAAGCAAAUGCGCUGCAAACUGGCCAGUGUCUACAGACUGGUGGACCUGUUCAGUUGGGCACACCUCGCCAGCUCCUACAUCACAGCUCGUGUCAGCAAAGAGCAGGACCACAUCCUCAUCAUACCAAGAGGGCUUUCCUUUGCCGAAGCUGCUGCGUCAAAUCUGGUUAAAGUGAACAUCAUUGGCAAUGUAAUCGAACAGGGAUCCAGCAACUUAAGGAUCGAUCGGUCGGGAUUCAGCCCACACGCCGCCAUUUAUUCCAUGAGACCAGAUAUCCGCUGUGUUGUGCAUGUGCACAGUCCUGCCACUGCCGCUGUGUCAUCCAUGAAGUGUGGGCUCCUGCCAAUUUCCCAGGAAUCUUUGAUUCUGGGAGACAUUGCAUACUACAACUACCACGGCAGCAUUGAUGAGCAGGAGGAGCGCGUAGAGCUUCAGAAAGCCCUGGGGCCAACAACAAAGGUGCUGGUGCUGAGAAAUCAUGGAGUCCUUACUCUGGGAGAGACUAUCGAAGAGGCCUUUUUUUACAUGUACCAAGCUCAGUACGCCUGUGAAAUCCAGGUCAAGGCAAUUUCUUGUGCUGGAAGUGUUGACAACCUAAUAGUGCUGGACCAGGAGGCAUACAAAAGUCGAGUUCAUGAUGUGGAAAUAAAUGAUGUUAACCACAGCGGCCUCCACAAGUGGAGGGAGGGAGAGCUGGAGUUUGAGUCUCUCAUGAGGAUGCUUGACAACAUGGGUUACAGGACAGGGUAUGCCUAUCGCCAGCCCAUUAUACGGGACAAGCCAAGGCACAAGAGCGAAGUGGAGAUCCCGGCCACAGUCACGUCCUUCAUGUUCGAGGAGGAUGGAGACAUGGCCACCAGACUCCCCUUCAAGUUCCUCCAGCAGCGACAGCAGAGAGAGAAGACACGCUGGCUUAACUCUCCCAACAGUUACAUGAAAGUCAAUGUGGAAAACAAUGAAGACCGCUACAACAGCCGGACAACCACGUGGAUGAAGGCAGAUGAGGUGGGCACACCAAUCAGAAUUGAAGAUCCCAAUCAGUUUGUCCCACUAAACACAGACCCCAGUGAAGUGCUUGAAAAGAGAAACAAAAUACGGGAGCAGAAUAGAUAUGACAUGAAGUCAUCUGGGCCCGUCUCUCAGCACCUCGCAGGAAUCCCAGUGGACCCUCCGCGCAAGCCGUACGUACCCACAGAGGAGGACCAGAUGGCGCCCCUGCCUCCCAACCCUUUCAGUGAACUGUCGGAGAAAGAACUGGAAGAGUACCGCAAGAAUGUGGAGAGGAGACAACUGGGCCUUAGCGAUGGCGAGCACGAGCUAACCUCUGACGAUGGCUCUACUCUGUCUCAGUCUCUGUCUGUAACCCAGUCCGCACAAAGCACUCCGGCCAAAGAAGACAACCACACGGGCCUCAUGAACGGCAAAGACCACCACAGCCUGGACGAGGAGCUGUCAAACCGCGUGAGCCAGCUGACCACCAGUGUGGAGAGCGUGGAGAUCCUGGUGCGUCCCGGUGAGAAGAUCGAAGAAGUGUUGUCCCAGGAGAGCUCGCCCUCCAAGUCGCCCAACACCAAGAAGAAGAAGAAGUUCCGCACCCCGUCCUUCCUCAAGAAAAACAAGAAGAAAGAGAAGACGGAGGCGUGAGAGCAGAUCCCGAGCAAGUGUCGCCUUUUCUGUUAAUGUCUGUCAUUUUGUCUCUGCUUUUAUCGUUUUGUUUUUAAUGUUAUUUGACUUUUUUAACAAAAAGAUUUUAUGUGCAAAAAAGAAAGGAUUACAUACAAAUAUGUUUAUGUUACGACUUGUCCUAAAGACUUUGGGAAAUGAUCUGGUGGGGUCACAUAAGUUGCAGAAGAUGUUGUGCAACUCAGUGGGUGUUGGAUAUCGCUCACCUGAUUACUUAUGCAGUACUCCAAUAGGGCUCAUUGUAUAAAGCCAAAAAGUGUCACUUGAGGCCAUUUAAAUCCUGAAUAACAUGUUCUUCAUAGGCUGAAACCCCAUCUCGAAAACACUUUGGAAAAUGACUGCACAACUGCAACAAAAUCUCCCUUAUUUUUGUAUUAUUUUGUUGAAAAUGAAAUCUACAUUUAAAUAGUCACACUGGAAACUGCUUUAACAAAACUAUAGCCACAGGGUCAUAUAGUAGUAAAAUAGUCUCUGCUUUAUUGUCAGAGAUUUUAAGCUUCUAUUAGCAUUUACAAACAUCUCUAUCAUUUGUGUAGCAUUGCAUUUGUCUCAUCUCUUCAUCUCAAUGUUUUGUUUUUGCCAAACAAACUGAAACAAAAAAACAAAACAAUCUCGUUGUGCUGUCUCUGCCUUUGUUUGAAAAUGAAUUUAAUUUCUAUUGAUUGAAAUUUCUGUAUUAGUCAUCUCCAUUUGUAUAUUACAUUUGUUAAGCAUCUCUGUUUCCAAGAAAGGAAUGGCUGACUAUUUUUUGCUAGCAUCAUGUACACAGAGCUACUAUAUAACACAGAAAUAUAAAACUGGAUAUUUUUGGCUAUAAAUUUUAACUAUAUUAUAUUUUUUAUUGUGCUGCACUUUUCUUGUGGUAGAUGACAUUAACAUUUUAGCUACAGGUAUUUUCAUCAGUGAAGGAGAUGUGAAGUGAUUGGUUGUGCAAGCAUGUAAGGCAUAGUAAUAGUUAACUCAUCAGGGGGCAGGAAGUUGGAUUUAGAAGUCACAUGCAUGAUUUUUUUUCUCGGUAAAGUCCAAAUACAGUCACUUGUUAAAAUGGGUCGAUAAUAUUGAAGCCUUUCGUUUGUUGUGAGUUUAUUUUAAAGCCAUAUUGUAGUUUUACUCCUUUACUUUGAUAAUAAGACAAAGGUUAAGUUUCUUCCUGCUUUGGUGUCAAAUACUACCCCAGGGACUGCAUAGACACAUCUCAGGCUUCCAACAAAUAUACAAAUUCUAUGAUAUUUUAAAUUGCCUUGUAUUUUUGAUAACGCACACUGAUUAGGCGUACUAUAAUGACCACUAAUGGGAAAGGAUAAUAACAGAUUAUCUCUUCAUUAAGGCUGUACAUCUGCUUAUAAGUGGACUAUGGAGCUGGGUAGAAGCCUUUUCAAAACUGUGGCUCAUGCGAGGUGUUUUUUGCCUGGAGUUGUCAUGAUCUGUUAGGGCUGCACAAUUAGAAAAAAAUCUAAUAGCAAUGUAUGUUUAAAAAGAAGGAUUUUGUUCGGAAUGGAUAUUGUAAUCAGCGCAUUAAAUUAGGAGACUGAAUUAAAACUGAAACAUGAACUGCUAAACUAUAAUACAAGACAAUACAAGAAACACAUAGAAGUCUAAACUAAAGGUACUACAAGAUUUUUGAAUAAAUGCAUAGGAGGAUAUUGGCGAUUUGAUAAUUUCGUCAACUGCAAUUGCGGUUUUGAUUUGAUUUUGAUAUAUUGUGCAGCCCUAAAAUCUACUAUUGAAAGUCCAUGGUUUACUGUAACUUAAAUAGCAGAAAUUAAGCUGGUUCUUGUCAGUGUAAUAGGCUCUGUGCACAAAUCAACCCAACAAUCACAGUGUUAACGUCACUACUUCCUUUCCAGUUGUACAGUAUCUAUGGGUUUUGCCCUAAGUCUUGCUAAAAUUAAUAAAUAUUUAAAGAUUAGGCAUUGGACAGCAACAAGAUGUUAAAAAACACACAAUACAAACAAAUUCUUCACUAGAGAACGCUUCUGUAGCAACAUGUAGCAUCUCUUAGAAAGUUAGCUGUUUGUGUCUCAAUGCUAAUGCUAACUUGUCUUAUUAACUCAUAAAUAUUAGAACAACACCACAAAUGGAAGUAUUCAUAUAAAAAUAAUUGUGUACCCCUUUUUUGAAUUAAUUUAAAUUGUAAUAGAUUGUUUAAUUAAUAUUUUAUGAUUUUAAUAAACGUGGCAGUUAGCCUUGAGGCACCGUAGUUAGCGUGCUACUGUGCACAGAGCCUGUUGUAAUUAAUUGUGUAUAAGGGUACUGCCUAUUAAUGUAGGGUGACCAGACAUCCCUUUUUACCCGGGACGAUCCCAGUUAUGAGCCCUGUGUCCUCUGUCUCAGCAGAUUUAUCCAAAACCAGUGAUUUGUCCCAGUUUUAUACAAGACAUGUCCCAGCCAGGUGUCCCUAUUUUUCACCAAUCUGAUUCCUGCCAACAGCAAAGAGACGCAUAUUAUGUCAUUUGUUUAGGUUAAAUAUAGAAAAGCUGCUUAAAAAUGACCAAAACACAAAGAAAAUGUGACUAAACUGACUCACAUUAGUGCAGAGUGCUUAACAGUUUUCCUUUAUUAUGCACUUGUUUCAUAAUUUUAUUAUUACCAACCAAUCCAAACCAGGGAUGUCCCAGUUUUUUAUUUUGAAAAUCUGGUCACCUUAUAUUAGUGGGGUUGUGAUAAUAACAUGAAACUAAAACUACCCAUAUCAUGCACAUGUCCACAAUAUUGGGCGUAUGUAAGCUACAAUGCAAUGGUCAGUAGUGGCCUCCCGCUGGGCAGUUAAUACACGAUCAUUGGUGUAACAGUCCAGUGACCCACAGCUGAACUCUGUAAACCAAAGUGUGAUGGGUUGCCACAUCUCCCCCUUAGCAACCCCUACAGUGCAACCAGAUGUACCAAUAUCCCAGCAAGCAAUGUGAACUAUUGGAUUUGGAGGAAGGAAGGGAGGGAGGGGCAGUUGGUCCCUGAACUAAAACAAGGGUAAAUGAGCUUAAGUGUACGAACAGACUGACCUAGCAGCACACCAUGUUAAUUCUGUUUUCUUUCAAAGUUUCUGUCAUUGUCAUCUCAUUUGUUUCAUUUUUCUUAGUUUGGAGAAAGCAAGCUCUUUUAUUGACUAUUUGAUUUGAGCUGAAAACGCUCCCUUAUGAAUUGAAUGUGCAUACUCCAUUGUAAUUUUUCUCUUCAGUUUCUUGCCAUUUGCACUGUGCUUUUACUAAUGCCUCCUUCCGUGUUUUUGCUUUGGGAUGCCAGAUUGAGCCAAGCUUCAUUGUGACCUGUGAAAAUCCUAUAUAAAUGGUUAAUCUAAUGGAGUUGCUUUAGUUGUAUUGCUAAUCAGUGUAAAUUCAUAAAUAAAUCAGUAUUUUAAGAAACUA